UCGUGAUAACUGGUUUCAGUUCCAUUAGAAUUUUAUUAUUAUUUUUGUCGUUUUUUGUGUAAAGAAAUUCGAAAAACGAUGCGAUUUCUAAUUUCUUUUCUGCUUUUUGCGAGUUUUUCGACGUUCGACGCUCAAAUCACGGGCAGCAGUUGUUACACGUACUACAAAGAGUCCGGGCAAUGUGUCAGCGUGAGAAAAUGCAAAACAAUCUGGAAAUUAAUUCUGGAAGCACCUCGUCCCUUACCGGAACGCCUCACAGAAUACAUCAGAAAUAGCCAAUGUGGUAAUCCGCAGGAUCAAAGCAUUUGUUGUCGCCCGCAGGACAUCGAAGGAAACGAACCAGUGAACCCACAGCCGAGCGUUAAUCGAAAUACAGGCUCUAACGGCAUCUCGAAUCAUCGAAAUUUACGACUUUUGGAUCUGGUGAAUUGUGGAAGUGCAACGGGCGAUCGAAUUUCGAAUGGAAAUCAAACGUCUCUCUUCGAAUUUCCAUGGAGUGCCCUCUUGGGAUACGAAAACACCUUUGGCGACGUCGAAUAUCGAUGCGGUGGAACACUAAUAACGUCAAAAACAGUCCUUACUGCUGCCCAUUGCAUCCGAGAUGGACAUCAAAGUCGCUUGACAACUGUCCGAUUGGGCGAAUAUGACACAAGUACACAGCAAGAUUGUCAAUCAAAUGCUCGGGAUAGCGUUUGUGCGCCGCCCGUGCAAGAAAUUCCCAUUCGUUCAACGCUUAUCCAUCCAGACUACGAUAAAAAUCGGUAUUUAAACGAUAUUGCUUUGGUUCGACUUCAAUAUAGUGCCGAUACUUCAGAUUUCGCGGUGAAAACGAUUUGUCUUCCAAUUACGCAGCAACUUUUACGAAGUAACCCGCAGUCGUUUGUCGUAACGGGAUGGGGAGCCACAGAACAAGGCAGAAAAUCCGAUGUUUUGUUGAAAGCAAAAGUUUCGUUGCAUCCUCAUGAUCGAUGUCAAGAAGCCAUUAGUCGAUUAAGUAAACGAGUUCAAAUAACAGAAGCUCAUUUAUGUGCUGUAGGCGUAGGAAAUAACGUCGAUACUUGCUCCGGAGACUCUGGAGGCCCCAUUCAAGUUGCCGCAAACUUCAAUAACGAUGUGCGGAUCGUGCAAUAUGGCAUCAUUAGCUUCGGACCGAAUUCCUGUGGCAAUAGCGGAACAUAUCCCGGAGUCUACACGAAUUUAAGACACUUUCUUACGUGGGUAUUGGACAACAUCUCGUAGGGAAAUUUCCUGUUUUGAAACGAGAGAUUACUCAAAAUGAGUAAAUAUUGUGUGAUGAUGUGAUAAUGAGUCGUUGUUGAGUUAAAGGUCAAACAAUUACGAGAUGUACUUGGAUUUCCCCUAUCAUUUAAGUGUAAAAAAUAGAAUUACAGAAAUUAUUGUAGAAAAAAAAUAUAAAAAAAAAUAUUUACAACGAAUUACAAAAAAAAACUUUUUUUUUUCGACUUAUA
This is a messenger RNA of Culicoides brevitarsis, 1469 nucleotides long. Its product is annotated as serine protease grass-like. The coding region runs from base 79 to 1239 and encodes 386 amino acids. The record is from RefSeq and is a predicted model, not a curated record. Gene Ontology annotation, biological process: proteolysis. NCBI's taxonomy places the organism in Eukaryota, Metazoa, Arthropoda, Insecta, Diptera, Ceratopogonidae. Gene Ontology annotation, molecular function: serine-type endopeptidase activity. The transcript has a single exon.